ACCAACAUCAUCCUUGUCUUGCUCAUCACCACGGCCACCACUAUUGUUUGUUUCUUCUUCAUCAUCCAUGUCAAGGUCGUCAAGCACAAAAUUGUCAUCGUCUUCAUUCUCAUCACCCUCAUCAACACCAUCUUCAUCAUCCUCAAGAAUUGGCACUUGAGUACCAUGAGCUCUCCUAGGAAAGUAGCGGCCUUGAAUUUGGAUUAAUUAGGCUGAACAACUAGAGGACGGUCUCUGCCAUUACUCACCAGUGAAGCAAAGCUAGAGGGCGGUCUCUGUAGUGGCCGGCGGACAGCGGGAGCGGCCUGGAGCGUGGCCUGGAGCGGCUGGACUCUGGAGCGCGGCUGAGCGGCGGCCUGGAGGAGGCUGCACGGGGGAGGAGCGGCGGCCUGGAGCAGAGCGGCGGCCUAGGGCAGAGCAGUGGCCUGGAGUGUCGCGGCCUGGAGCGGAGCGGCGGCCUAGACUUCCUGGAGUGUCUGGAGCGCGGCUCUGGUGAGCAAAAACCGUAAACCUGGGCAGGAAAUUGGGCUGGGCCGUUAAACGCUCAAAACGUGGCGCGCCAAAACGUGACGUUUAAACGUCGUUAAACGACGUUUUACGAAGAAUCGUAAAAUGUUUCACCGUUUCGGUUUCUUCCAGCGUUUUAUAGUUUAAACGACGUUUAAACGUCGUUUUAAUAAGCAUGCGAGAGAGGACGUCUCUGUCCUGGCUGCCCCGCAACCAAACGCACCCUAAAGAACCAAACGGGGCCUUAUAUAUUCCCUUGCUCUCCUCGGAGUUCUCAAGUGAAGCAUAGAAUACAGUCAUACAGACUACAGAGUGAGUUUCAGAAACAUCAAUACUCAUCUUGUGUUUUCUUAGUUCUUACCCGAGAACUCCCAAAUGGAAAGUUUCCUUUCUGCAAUCCUGGGUGAGCUGAUAUCUCGAUCCAUGAAUUUCAUCAUCAACAAGUGGUCAAAGCCACUGACACUGGACAUGGAGGAAAGCAUACAAGGGGCUCUUCUUCAAGCACAGGUCAUCAUUGAGGAGGCCAUGGGACGGCACAUCACGAAUCAAGCCAUGCUCCUGCAGCUGGGCAUGCUAAGGGACGCCAUGCACCGAGGCUAUUACACACUUGAUGCGUUCAGGUACCAGCCUCACUAUGGAGAAGAUGCUAAUGAUCCAUCUGCUAGGCGCUUUCUGACCCUAUCCAAGGCACCCUGUGCAAAGGAUCUCUAUUUCACCCGUCGAACUGUACAGUUUCAGGAACAACUACGAGAGGCACAUGACAAAUUGAGAUCCAUGAUUGUUGAUAUGAAUCAGUUGGCCAUGUUCUUGAUGAGCUACCCUCGCCUGUAUCGCCAGCCGUACAGCAUGCAUAUCCUUCUGUGUAACUGCAUGUUUGGUCGCCAGAUGGAAGCACAACUUGUCAUUAGUUUCCUUUUGCACACAAAACCCCAUAGUUCUGAAGAAUUGGAGGUCCUGCCAGUUGUUGGUCCACUCAAAGUCGGUAAGAGUACUUUAAUUGCUCAUGUUUGCAAGGGUGAAAGAGUCCGUGAUUAUUUCUCAGAAAUCUUGUGGUUGCAUGACUGUGAUUUCACGGAUGAUGAGCUAAGUUUCAGACAGGGAGGUGCAAUGAAACGUCAAUUUUUUUUGUCAAACUUCAAGAAAGGCAAGAGAUUGCUAGUUGUUAUUGAACUAUAUGGCAUUCUCUGUGAAGAUAGAUGGAAUAGGUUUUACCGUGCUUCCAGACGGAGCUUUCUUAGCGGUAGUAAAAUCAUCGUGACAAGUUGUUCAGACAAGAUUGUAAAGUUUGGAACAACACCAGCUCUAACUCUGAAGCACCUGUCCCCUGAGGCUUACUGGUAUUUCUUCAAGACACUUACAUUUGGAAGCACGGAUCCCGAGAUGCACCCUAGGUUUGCACAACUGGCCAUGGAGAUAGCCAGACUGCAGAUUCGUUCAAUCAAUAGUGCAUAUGUUACCUCUUAUUUGUUGAGGGACAAUUUUAGCAUACACUUCUGGUGUAAGGUGCUGAGCUUCUUGAGAGGGGUCCUCCAGGCGCAUAUCUCCAAAUUCGGCGUGCAUCCUUCUGAUCUUCUAAACAAAAACAACCUUGUACAUCUUGGUAGAAUGGCUUCACCUUCUGAAGAUUUAAUAAUCUAUCAUCAGUAUCACCGCUCUCCCCAAGAGGAGGUUCCAGAGAUAAGAAUCCAAGAUGUGGUGUAUGGAAGCAUUAAGAAGCAAGGAAAAUUCGAGGUCCUAGGAUGGAGAUCUCAGAUACCCCCAUACUACAGCUAUGUCUAUGUUUGUGAGAUUCGAGAGCGAAAAAUUACAGGUGCAAAGAGGAAGCACUGUGUGGAAGAUGGAGCCACAUCCAGUUAAUUGUAUCAUUUUCUGGUUUAUGCAGGCAGGUGGUCUACAGAGUAGUUACACAGAUCAUAGAUGGCGAUGUCUGAAUGGUUCAUUUAGCGAAGACUUGGAAUUCAACAGCCAAGGGCUGUACUGUACGGAUUCUCUGGAAGUAUCCAGCUGGUAGCAAGUUCAAACAAAAAUAAAAGGUGGAGUCAGGCGAAGACAAAAGCAGUCCCAAAGGCCCUGAGGAGCCUACCCCGCAGCAAACUGCAAAUCAUCUUCUGCAUGUCCUCUCUGAGAUCGAUACUUGAAGGUUUGCGCGUCUGUGUUACCUAGAGGGUUUCUCUAGACAAAGUUCUUUUAGGCCGUGUUUGGAACACAUGAAUUUCAAGGGGUUCGCAUAUAAAUUUCACAGAAAUCAGCUCAGAUUUAUUCGUGCAUGAAAAACGCAGGAACAGAGGGGGGAAAUCGUGUUCCAGACAGCUCAUAUAUAGCUCGCUGUCGAACGGGCGGGCGGCUUUUGUAGUCUUCAUAAUAGU
Messenger RNA from Zea mays, 2873 nucleotides. Its product is annotated as putative disease resistance RPP13-like protein 1. Lineage: Eukaryota; Viridiplantae; Streptophyta; Magnoliopsida; Poales; Poaceae. The record is from RefSeq and is a predicted model, not a curated record. The transcript has 2 exons. Bases 883 to 2364 code for a protein of 493 amino acids.